CUGAUGCUUUUCUGUCAGCCUGAGCAUUCCUCCUCCUCUUCUCCUUGCAGAGGCCACCAAUUUGGCGAUAUGAAAAACGUUCGCAUCACUUCUCUUCCCUCUGAUCGCUCACUCGCAUCCAAAGACUGUCGCCUUUGCACCAAGCGGCGCAUCCGAUGCGACCGCACUCUCCCUCACUGUCACAAAUGCACCUCCCGCAGUCUCUCCUGUCCCGGCUUCGACGCCUUUCAGCUGAAAUGGACCCAGACGAUUACCCAUAAGCCUAGUUCUUCCAUCAAAGACACCAGCACAACAGCGGAAAGGUUAUCAGAUGAGCUGGCGGUCGCAAUCCGCCCCGAGGCCGAUGCGAAGUCAUCGCAAGAUGCUCUCUGGCGCGCCCCGUCUCCAACCGGUGAUCAUAUUCUCGUACAACACCACUCGUCGACGGACUUCUGUGACAAACUGCUCCACUACUUUCACGUUAUCGUGGUUCCUCGUUUGACUUGGCUGGAUAGUGUGGAUAACCCGUGGAGAAAGGCCAUUCUUCCACUUACCUGUCGCUCCGCCUCUCUCCGACUGUCGCUCCUUAGCCUUGCAGCCGCUCACCUGUCAGUUACAUCCGCCCCUGGCAGCGCACAGGCACUUGUGGCACAGAGAGCCUACCCUAUUCUAAGAAACCGCACUCUCCAGGCUCUGAAUCAAGCCAUCACCCGCGAAGUCAGUCACCAUCCUCGGAAGGAUACCGUGGCCGGAGGCGGCGGGUGUUCCGCCCUCACAAUCAUCCUUGCCACGGCAGUCGCCCUCUGCUACGAAGAGAUGUUAAUCCCAGAGUCCACAAAUUGGAAUGUGCACCUGCAAGCGUGCCGUGCGAUGAUAGAAUGGAACCAGUCGCGAAACAGUGGCCGGCAGUCCAACGAUGCUUUGUCGAGAUUCGUUGUCAAAGAGGUGGAAGAUUUCGAGAUCUUCAAGAAUCUCGUGUCUUUCUCGACGCAGCAACCCAGAACCAAAUGCCCCCUGCAGUCAAGGCCCGAAGACCGUCUCUGGGCCUUUACGAUUCUGAUUAGUGAAAUCACCGCAGUGGAGCGUUCCAACUAUGAGCUCCAUGGCGAGGGGUACGGGCUUGGCGAGCACGAGAUGGGCAUGUGGCGAGAAAGAGUGGAACAAGCUUACAGGCAGGUCUGUGUCACUGCGGCUUCUGCUUCGCGGCAUGAUGAGGCCACCCGCAUCCACUUUAAUGCUAUGGUGAAAGCUCAUUACUAUGCUAUUCUAAUUUAUGUUGAACAAGCCCUGGCGCCUCGCGGACAUGCAGAGUGGGCCAUCACUCUCCACCUGUCCAUCCUGUUCCAAGACCUUCAAGGCCUCGUGAAAGACACCUCGCAUGUAUUCUCGCAUGUACUGUUCUUCCCCCUAUUCAUUGUGGGUACCGAAUGUUGGGGCGAUGAGCACAGACAAAGCACAAUCCAGAGAGCCUUCGUGGAACUAAUCGCCGCGACGGGCGCAUGGUGUAACCACACUGUACUGCAGUUCUUACGGGCCCUCUGGGCUCGACCGGACUACUGGGGUAUGGGGCAAUGGAUCAGGUAUGCUCGGGAGAAUGAGAGCGAGAUCGGCCCGUUCAUGCUUUUCUGAGCGAGCUGCAGCCCCUCAGACCAGACUCAUGUGACAGGGUCAACAUCCCUGAGCCCACAAUCAACACAGCAUGAGCAGACGUGGGCUUGGUGUGGUAGCACAUAGAUCGGGGCAAGUGCUGCAGGGACGGCAUAUCCGUGCAUCAGGACACGCCGCCCCCGCCGAUCGCACCGGAUGGGGCUGUCCCGAUUCAGCCUAAAUUGCACG
Messenger RNA from Aspergillus brunneoviolaceus CBS 621.78, 1815 nucleotides. Its product is annotated as Zn(II)2Cys6 transcription factor. Bases 4 to 1608 code for a protein of 534 amino acids. Gene Ontology annotation, cellular component: nucleus. Gene Ontology annotation, molecular function: DNA-binding transcription factor activity, RNA polymerase II-specific; transcription cis-regulatory region binding; zinc ion binding. Gene Ontology annotation, biological process: positive regulation of transcription by RNA polymerase II. The record is from RefSeq and is a predicted model, not a curated record. The transcript is spliced from 2 exons. NCBI's taxonomy places the organism in Eukaryota, Fungi, Ascomycota, Eurotiomycetes, Eurotiales, Aspergillaceae.